Messenger RNA from Apus apus (common swift), 3823 nucleotides. RefSeq names its product adenylate cyclase 8 (gene ADCY8). The record is from RefSeq and is a predicted model, not a curated record. The coding region runs from base 9 to 3737 and encodes 1242 amino acids. NCBI's taxonomy places the organism in Eukaryota, Metazoa, Chordata, Aves, Apodiformes, Apodidae. Gene Ontology annotation, cellular component: plasma membrane. Gene Ontology annotation, biological process: intracellular signal transduction; cAMP biosynthetic process; adenylate cyclase-activating G protein-coupled receptor signaling pathway. Gene Ontology annotation, molecular function: adenylate cyclase activity. The transcript has 18 exons.
UCACAGCCAUGGAGCUCUCGGAGGUGCGGUGUCUGAGCGACAGCGAUGAACUUUACACCAUCAACAGGACCCCCCCCGGCAGCGGCAGACCCCAGCGCCUGCUGUGGCAGACCGCCGUGCGCCACAUCACCGAGCAGCGCUUCAUCCAGGAGCACAGCAGCAGCAGCGGCGGCAGCAGCAGCGGUGGGGGCAAGGGCUUCAGCUCCGAGGAGACCUGCUGCCCCAACCACCACCCUCACCCGCCGCACCACCACCACCACCUCCGGCGACAGUCCGCCGGCCGGAGUUUGGGCGGCGAGCGCCACAACAACGGAGGCACCAAAGUCUUCCCGGAGCGCACGAGCAGCAGCGGGGACCUGGGCUUCCUGCCCCUGGACUGUGCCCCCAGCAACUCCGACUUCUUCCUCAACUGGGGCUAUACCUAUCGCGGAGUGAUCUUCCCCACUCUCCGCAACUCCUUCAAGUCCAGGGACUUGGAGCGCCUUUACCAGCGCUACUUCUUGGGCCAGCGGCGCAAAUCCGAGGUGGUCAUGAACAUCCUGGAUGUGCUGACCAAGCUGACUCUUCUGUUCCUCCACCUGACCCUGGCCUCUGCUCCCAUGGACCCCAUUAAGGGCAUCCUCUUGGGCUUCUUCACCGGCAUCGAGGUGGUGAUCUGUGCCUUAGUGGUGGUCAGGAAGGACACGACCUCGUACACCUACCUGCAGUACAGCGGUGUGGUCACUUGGGUGGCCAUGGCCACACAGAUCCUGGCAGCUGGUCUGGGCUGUGGCCUCCUUGGGGACGGCAUUGGCUAUGUGCUCUUCACGCUUUUUGCAACCUACAGCAUGCUCCCGUUGCCACUCACCUGGGCCAUCCUGGCUGGGCUGGUCACUUCUGUCCUGCAGCUCAUCAUGCAGCUGGUUAUACCCAGGUUGGCCGUGACUUCCCUCAACCAGAUAGCAGCCCAGGCAGUGUUAUUUAUGUGUAUGAACACUGCAGGAAUCUUCAUUAGCUACCUAUCAGACAGAGCCCAGCGUCAAGCCUUCCUGGAGACCAGAAGAUGCGUAGAAGCCAGACUGAGACUAGAGACAGAAAAUCAGCGACAGGAGCGGCUGGUGCUCUCUGUCUUACCACGGUUUGUAGUCCUGGAAAUGAUAAACGAUAUGACCAAUGUAGAAGAUGAACAUUUGCAACACCAGUUUCAUAAGAUCUACAUUCACCGUUAUGAGAAUGUCAGCAUUCUUUUUGCAGAUGUUAAAGGAUUCACCAAUCUCUCCACAACUCUGUCAGCCCAGGAGUUGGUCCGAAUGCUGAAUGAACUCUUUGCCAGAUUUGAUCGACUAGCACAUGAACAUCAUUGUCUCAGAAUAAAGAUCCUGGGGGACUGUUACUACUGCGUGUCGGGGCUCCCAGAACCUCGCCAGGACCACGCACACUGCUGUGUUGAAAUGGGGCUCAGCAUGAUCAAAACUAUCAGGUAUGUUAGGUCAAGAACGAAGCAUGACAUUGACAUGAGAAUAGGGAUACAUUCUGGAUCGGUUCUGUGCGGAGUGCUGGGCCUGAGGAAGUGGCAGUUUGAUGUCUGGUCAUGGGACGUGGAUAUCGCAAACAAACUCGAGUCAGGUGGAAUUCCUGGGAGAAUUCACAUUUCCAAAGCCACUCUGGACUGCCUGAAUGGGGAUUAUAAUGUUGAAGAAGGGCAUGGCAAAGAGCGCAAUGAAUUCUUGAGGAAACAUAACAUUGAGACUUAUUUAAUUAAACAACCUGAGGAGAGUCUGUUGACUUUGCCCGAAGAUAUUGUGAAAGAGGCUGUCAGCUCCUCCGACAGGAGAAACAGUGGAGCAACAUUUACUGAAGGAUCCUGGAGCCCUGAACUUCCAUUUGAUAACAUAGUGGGAAAACAGAACACUCUGGCUGCCCUAACAAGAAAUUCAAUAAAUCUGCUUCCAAACCAUCUUGCACAAGCUUUGCAUGUCCAGUCUGGGCCUGAGGAAAUUAACAAGCGAAUAGAGCACACCAUCGACUUACGGAGUGGCGAUAAAUUGAGAAGAGAGCAUAUCAAGCCUUUUUCACUGAUGUUUAAAGACUCCAGCCUGGAGCAUAAGUAUUCUCAAAUGCGGGAUGAAGUCUUCAAAUCAAACCUGGUGUGUGCAUUUAUUGUUCUUGUAUUUAUCACAGCUAUCCAAAGCUUACUCCCUUCUUCCAGGGUGAUUCCAAUGGUCAUUCAAUUUUCCAUUCUGAUCAUGUUGCACUCGGCUCUUGUGCUAAUCACCACAGCAGAGGAUUACAAAUGUUUACCCUUAAUGCUUCGGAAAACUUGCUGCUGGAUUAAUGAGACCUACCUGGCCAGGAAUGUCAUUAUAUUUGCAUCCAUUCUGAUUAAUUUUCUUGGAGCCAUCAUCAAUAUUCUAUGGUGUGAUUUUGACAAACCAGUAGCCCUGAAGAACCAGACGUUCAAUUCAUCUGCAUCUUUCACGGAUAUCUGUUCCUACCCUGAGUAUUUUGUCUUCACUGGGGUGCUGGCAAUGGUGACUUGUGCAGUCUUCCUUCGUCUCAACUCUGUCCUGAAGCUGGCAGUACUUCUCAUCAUGAUUGCCAUCUACUCGCUGCUGACUGAAACCAUUUAUGCUUCCCUUUUUCUGCAAUAUGACAACUUUAACCACAAUGGAGACACAGACUUCCUGGGUACAAAGGAGGCAUCUUUACUACUGAUGGCAAUGUUCCUUUUAGCUGUCUUUUAUCACGGUCAACAGCUUGAAUACACAGCAAGGCUGGAUUUUCUGUGGCGUGUUCAAGCAAAAGAAGAAAUCAAUGAAAUGAAGGAGUUAAGGGAGCACAAUGAAAAUAUGUUAAGAAAUAUUUUACCCAGUCAUGUUGCCCGUCAUUUCCUGGAGAAGGAUCGGGAUAAUGAAGAAUUAUACUCUCAGUCUUAUGAUGCUGUUGGUGUGAUGUUUGCUUCUAUUCCUGGAUUUGCUGACUUCUAUUCCCAGACCGAGAUGAAUAACCAAGGAGUAGAGUGUCUGCGCCUGCUGAAUGAAAUCAUUGCAGACUUUGAUGAGUUACUAGGUGAAGAGAGAUUUCAAGAUAUUGAAAAAAUUAAAACGAUUGGCAGCACAUACAUGGCUGUGUCAGGAUUAUCACCUGAAAAACAGCAAUGUGAAGACAAAUGGGGGCAUUUGUGUGCUCUGGCUGACUUCUCCAUAGCUCUGAAUGAAAGCAUACAGGAGAUCAACAAGCACUCAUUUAACAACUUUGAACUCCGUAUUGGGAUUAGCCAUGGCUCUGUUGUUGCAGGAGUUAUUGGUGCUAAGAAACCCCAAUAUGAUAUCUGGGGCAAAACGGUUAAUUUAGCAAGUCGAAUGGACAGCACAGGUGUUAGUGACAGAAUACAAGUGCCUGAAGAAACGUAUCUGAUCCUGAAGGACCGGGGAUUUGCCUUCGACUACCGAGGAGAGAUUUAUGUCAAAGGUAUCAGUGAACAGGAAGGAAAAAUCAAAACAUAUUUUCUUCGAGGAAGAGUUCAACCAAAUCCUUUAAUCCUACAGCCAAGAAAACUGACUGGACAGUAUUCAUUAGCAGCUGUUGUAUUAGGACUUGUACAGUCUCUUAACAGGCAAAAACAGAAGCAAAUCCUUAAUGAGAACAAUAACUCUGGAAUCAUAAAAGGACAUUACAACCGGAGGACUUUGCUCACUCCCGGUGGAACUGAGGCAGCAGCCCAGGCAGAAGGGGCUGACAAAACUGAAUUGCCAUGAUCAGCAUUUUGUUUGUGUUCUUUUUUUUUGUAUUUCUUUUAUAUAUAAAAAUAAAUAUACAAAUAAAAAGGGUUUAGUUUUUUUUA